CAGAAGUUGGCAACACCAAAGCUGAGAGCUGCGACAAAGAAUUGCAUCUAAGAAUUCUCUUGUAUAAUAAAGAUGGUAUCUCAUGAUUACAUGAUCUGUAUAUCCACACGAUGGCCAAAUUUAAAAGGCAAUGUAUUCAGAUUGUUAGCACUAGUUGUAUUGAUCUGUGAAAUUCUGAUGUUAGAAGGAGUACAUGGCUGGAUAUACCAUUAUUCCAACAGAACCAUGAAAUGGAAUGCUGCGAGGAAAUACUGUCGAGAGCGGUACACUGAUAUGGUCGCGAUACAGAAUAUGGAGGAAAACCAGUACCUGAAUGAAUAUUUACCAAAAGGAAAAACCCACGUCUGGAUUGGCUUGAGGAAAAUAAACAAUAUCUGGACUUGGAUCGGAACAAAUAGGACCUUAGAAAAAUUUGCUAUGAACUGGGCUCCUAAUGAACCUAACAAUGGAAAGAAUAAUGAAGAUUGUGUGGAAAUGUAUAUAAAGAGAAUUCUGUAUGCUGGAAAAUGGAAUGAUGAACCAUGCCUUCGAAAGAAAAGGCCACUCUGUUACCAAGCUUCGUGCAAACCGGAUUCUUGCAGUGGUCAUGGAGAAUGUGUGGAAACUAUUGGUUAUUUUAAGUGUAAGUGCAAUGAAGGCUUCUAUGGCGUCAACUGUGAAAAGGUUAUUAAGUGUAUGGACCUGGAGGCACCAGAUCGAAGCUUUAUGAACUGUUUCCACCCUUACGGAAAUUUCAGCUAUGACUCAAUAUGCAACUUCAGUUGUGUAGAAGGAUAUGAAAUGAGUACAACACACAGGCUUCAAUGUACAGCUUCAGCAGUUUGGUCCGAGCUUCUUCCAGAGUGCAAAGUUAAGAAAUGCAGAUGGUUGGAGGUUCCGCGUAAAGAUACUCUAAACUGCUCCCAUCCACUUGACGAUUUCAGUUACAACUCAACCUGCACCUUCAGCUGUAGGGAAGGGUAUGUACUGAAUGGAUUAGACACACUCCAAUGUCUAUCUUCUGGUCAAUGGUCAGGGCAGAUCCCCAACUGCAAAGUCCAAGUAUGUGAAACCUUGACAGCCCCUGACUAUGGCAAUAUGAGUUGCAUCCAUCCCAUUGCAGACUUUCAUUACAACUCCACAUGCAACUUCAGCUGUAGCAAAGGAUUUGCAUUAAGUGGACAGAGCCGGAUCCAAUGUAGAAUUUCUGGAAAAUGGACACCACAAAAGCCAACAUGUGAAGCUGUGAAAUGCAGUGAACUGAAAAUACCUCAGAACCUCCUGAUGAACUGUUCUGACCCCUUUAGACCUUUCAGUUACAGCUCAAGAUGUGAUUUUGGGUGCGCAACUGGAUUAAUCUUACAGGGAUCAAAUACCCUGCAGUGUGAAGCUUCUGGGCAAUGGACAGCAGAUAUACCCACUUGCAAAGCUGUUCCCUGUAGUUUACUGACGAUUCCUAAACAUGGUACUAUGAACUGCAAAAGCCCCUUUGAAGACUUUAGUUACGGCUCUACAUGUGUGUUCGACUGCACUGAGGGGUUUGUACUGCAGGGAUCAAGCAAUCUUUGGUGUCAAGCCUCGGGGCUAUGGACAGCUCAGGUCCCCAGCUGUGAAGCUGCAAACUGCACAAGUCUGAAGGAUCCUGAGAGAGGGACCAUGAACUGCUCCCAUCCCUUUGGACUCUUCAGUUACAAUGCUACAUGUGACUUCAACUGUGAAGAGGGGUUUAUAAUAAAUGGAUCAGGCAGUGUUCAGUGUGGAGCUACUGGACAAUGGACAACAGAGACACCCUCCUGUGAAGUUUCAAAAUGCAAGUUACUGACACAGCCUGAAUAUGGGGUGAUGAACUGCUCCCAUCCCAUUGGGGAAUUUAGCUACAUCUCAACAUGUGAGUUUUGGUGUUCUGAGGGAUUCUUGUUAUCUGGAACAAACUGGCUCGAAUGUGAUGCAUCUGGACAAUGGACAGCAAAGACUCCAACAUGCAAAGCCAUGAAGUGCGAUGUGCUGAAGAGUCCAGACAGAGGAAUAUAUAACUGCUCCCAUCCAAUUGGAGACUUCAGUUACCGAUCAUCGUGUGACUUCUCCUGCACUGAAGGGUUUACAUUGAUAGGAUCAGAGAGAAUGGAGUGUGGAGCUUCUGGACAAUGGACAGCACAGAUUCCCAUGUGUAAAGUUGUAACCUGUCAGACACUGACUCAGCCUGAACAAGGGACAAUGAGCUGCUAUCAUCCCUUUGGAAAUUUCAGUUACAACUCAGUCUGUGACUUUAACUGCAUGGAAGGUUAUGUACUACAAUGGUCCGACAAGCUUCAGUGUCAAGCCAAUGGACUGUGGACAAAGGAGAUUCCAACCUGUAAAGCUAUAAACUGUCAGACACUGUCUCCUCCUGAACAAGGGAAAAUAAACUGUUCUCAUCCCAUUGAAGAAUUCAGUUACAAGUCAACAUGUGAUUUUAACUGUGAUGAAGGAUUUGUGCUGAAUGGUCUAGACAAGCUCCAGUGUCAGGCCAGUGGACAAUGGACAGCAGAUACUCCUUUAUGUCAAGCUGUAACCUGUCAGACACUGACACUGCCCGAACGAGGAACAAUGAGAUGCUCUCAUCCCAUCAGAGACUUUAGUUACAAUUCAACAUGUGAUUUUAACUGUGAUGAAGGGUUUAUACUGAACAGCUCAGGCAGACUUCAGUGUCAAGCCAGUGGACAGUGGACAGCACACACUCCCACCUGCAAAGUUGUAACCUGUCAGACACUGACUCAGCCUGAACAAGGGACAAUGAGCUGCUAUCAUCCCUUUGGAAAUUUCAGUUACAACUCAGUCUGUGACUUUAACUGCAUGGAAGGUUAUGUACUACAAUGGUCCGACAAGCUUCAGUGUCAAGCCAAUGGACUGUGGACAAAGGAGAUUCCAACCUGUAAAGCUAUAAACUGUCAGACACUGUCUCCUCCUGAACAAGGGAAAAUAAACUGUUCUCAUCCCAUUGAAGAAUUCAGUUACAAGUCAACAUGUGAUUUUAACUGUGAUGAAGGAUUUGUGCUGAAUGGUCUAGACAAGCUCCAGUGUCAGGCCAGUGGACAAUGGACAGCAGAUACUCCUUUAUGUCAAGCUGUAACCUGUCAGACACUGACACUGCCCGAACGAGGAACAAUGAGAUGCUCUCAUCCCAUCAGAGACUUUAGUUACAAUUCAACAUGUGAUUUUAACUGUGAUGAAGGGUUUAUACUGAACAGCUCAGGCAGACUUCAGUGUCAAGCCAGUGGACAGUGGACAGCACACACUCCCACCUGCAAAGCUGUAAGAUGCAACAUACUGAAGAGUCUAAAGCAUGGUAGCAUGAACUGCUCCCGUCCGAAUGGAGCGUUUAGUUACAACUCAGUGUGUGACCUUGGCUGUGCAAAGGGGUUCUAUUUGAAGGGAAGGAACCAACUGGAAUGUACAGCCUUAGGGCAGUGGACAAACGAGAUGCCAAGUUGUGAAGUGGUGAAGUGUCAGGAACUGAAUAUUGAUCAUCCGACAAUCAUGAACUGUUCAUAUCAUCUUGGGAAUUUCAGCUAUGGCUCAAUAUGUGACUUUGACUGUGCUGAAGGCUUUAAAUUGGAAGGAUCUGUGAGACUCCUGUGCAAUGAAUCUGGACAAUGGACAGACGAGGCUCCCCAUUGUAACGUGCUUUUAGGGCAAUCUCCUUCAGCGAAUGCUCUGACUUAUGUCAGCGCAGUUGCAGCAGUUGCUGUACUUGCUGGUAUCCUUGCUAUGAUUGUGACAUUGAUUAGAAGAAAACUGAAAACAAAAGCAUAUGAUACAACAAAGCUCAAUUCUGAGAGUACUGAAGGCUUAGAAGGUAUGUUUGAGAAUCCAAUGUUCGACAAUUCUCCUGAAGGAUCCAUUGAAUAGGACAGUGCCAUUGGUACAAAUGCACAAAGGAAAAAAGACGUCUGACAAAUGAUUUGUGGUGUUCCACAUCAAGCAAGCUUCCUUCAUUGUCUCCAAGGAUACUGCACUUUUCUCCAGCAUUAAAGCCUCAAUGAACCAACUUCCUCCUCUAGUUGUCUCAAGCAACUGAAUAAGCUACAUUUACAUCAAUCUGCCUAAUUUGAGAUUAAGACCAAAAAUACAACAUCUUCACAUUCUGUUGGAUCCUGCACUCUGCUUUCUCCCUUAUAUCUGACCGCUUUCUUCCACUUCUGUAACAUCACAUCAUUCCUGUUGAAAUCCUAAUCUGAUACACCAAUUAUUUACGAACCACCUUUUAUCCUUGAGCUACAAUUUAUUAGCAGAGAUGUUACUCACAGUAGUCCACAUCCUCAUUACUCCUAUCUUUGUUAAGAUCCAUUAAUGUUUUAUUGUUCCAGGGAGUCAAUUUCAUCACAUUUCUCUUCUGUGAUUAUGUCCCUCCUUAUUUCCAAUUACUUCCUCAAUGUAUGUCCCUCUAUCACUAGCCUAUUUCUCAUUGUUAACUUCCUCUACUUGAACACGUCUGCUUCUUCAGCCAUUGUGACCCUGUCCACUGCAACUCUGUCCUUCAGCAUCUCCACUGUCACCAAGAGAGUGCUGUUCAUGCUGCUCGUUGAUCAUGGAUUUGAAGGCCUUAUCCCUCCUGCAAAUUGUUCAGAUAGUGUCCUCUAUAAAGUGGACUGAGGUGCCUCUAAGCAAAAUGCAUUUAAAAAUGUAAUUUGUUACUGAUUUCUGCACAUUUGAGUAGCUAACCAAAUGACCUAGUUAUAUUGCCCAAAUUAUUACUUCACUUGGAGUGGACAAAGUUAAAAAUCACACAAAACCACGUUUAUGUCCAACAGGUUUAUUUGGAAGUACUAGCUUUCCGAGCGCUCUUCCGUCAUAAAGGAACUAGUGGGGCAGGAUCAUAAGAUACAAUUUACAUCAAAAGAUCACAGUGUUAUGCAAUCAAAAUGAUAUAUUGAACAAACCUAGAUUGCUGUUAAGCCAUUUCUCUUUUCCAAUGGGUUGCAGGUUCUAAAAGAGGAAAGACCUAACAGCAUUCUAAGUUUGUUCAAUAUAUUGUUUCAAUUGCAUGAACAUAUGAUAUUUUGCUAUAAAUUCUGUGUUUUUUGAUCCUGCUCCACUAGUUACCUGUUGAAGGAGCAGCGCUCUGAAAGCUAGAACUUCCAAAUAAAGCUGUAGGACUAUAACCUAGUGUUGUGUGAUUUUUAAGUAUUUUUUAGUAGAGUCUGAGGAGUUUAACUAACGCAAUAGAAUCAGUAAUUUCAUGCUUCCUGAACAAAACAUGCAUGAUGAUGUUUACUGUAAAUACAGCAAAUAGGAUAAUCUUGUUAUUCUGUUGAUCAAUGAAAGUUAAUUAAUGGGGCAUUUAAAGACCCAUUGUCAGUCCACAAAACCCGAACAGCCGGGCAACUAACCCUUCUCUUUUCAUGGCUUAUUCUACCAAUAACCUUCAAUGUAAGCAUACAUUCCACUGCACAAAACUUACAAUAUUAAAAAGUACUGUUCAAAAAUAUUACAAUUUACCAAAGCAAUUGAUGCAGAUAAGAGUUUGAUAAAAUGCUAGGCAAGAUUCAGAUAAUGCUUCAGCUACAUGCUAAAUUACAACCAAAACCCUUCAUUAUGUCAACACCUAGAAUUCAAUAAAUCAAUGAUGUUGGAAUGGGCAAUUAUGCCAAGUUUAGUUCUGUAAAUAAAAUGUUUAAUUAUUUGCCACACGCAGCAUUAGAGGUGUACUUGAGCCAAAAUCUAUGUUGACCACUGGUGCUGUUUUGAUUGUUCAGCAUGUGUUAUGGAAAAGUUUAGGACUGAUGGAUGAGCAUAACAUAAAGCAAUAAUUUUGUGACAUACAUCAGUCAUUGUAUCACUGGAUGUUGAGUGGAGAGAGAUCAGCUGGCCUGGGCAGCAAGAGAUUAAUUUAUCACUGGUGUCACGUCAGAGACAGUAUAAUGGACACCCUGCAUUGAUAACAAACCAGUGAUCUAAGGAGGGCCUUGUGAUAGUUUAUGUUCAGAUGUCAUUAUAAGACAACACAAUAUUUAAUUCACAUUGUAGCUUAAUUGAUAAGCAUUUGGUCAUUUGUUUGAAGAAUAUAUUUGCCUGUAAUAAAUGUGUUAUAUUUUGAAUUUAUUGAAAA
Hemiscyllium ocellatum (epaulette shark) is the source of this 6067-nucleotide messenger RNA. RefSeq names its product P-selectin-like. Bases 73 to 3867 code for a protein of 1264 amino acids. The record is from RefSeq and is a predicted model, not a curated record. Gene Ontology annotation, cellular component: membrane; external side of plasma membrane. The transcript is spliced from 24 exons. Gene Ontology annotation, molecular function: sialic acid binding; oligosaccharide binding. Gene Ontology annotation, biological process: leukocyte tethering or rolling; heterophilic cell-cell adhesion; response to cytokine. NCBI's taxonomy places the organism in Eukaryota, Metazoa, Chordata, Chondrichthyes, Orectolobiformes, Hemiscylliidae.